Messenger RNA from Emiliania huxleyi CCMP1516, 1481 nucleotides. RefSeq lists its product as hypothetical. The record is from RefSeq and is a predicted model, not a curated record. NCBI's taxonomy places the organism in Eukaryota, Haptophyta, Isochrysidales, Noelaerhabdaceae. The coding region runs from base 71 to 1249 and encodes 392 amino acids. The transcript is spliced from 8 exons.
CUCUUCUCCUUCCUCUCCCGCCCUUUUGCCCGCCUCCCUCCCAAUUGUCGCCUCACCCAGAGCAGGGACCAUGAGCGUGUCUGAUCUCAUCGAGAAGCUCGCCUCGACCCAAGCGGCACUGAUCAAGGCGCUCCAGGAGGAGUACUUUUGCGAUGACGUGGUGCCGCCGCAGUCCGCUUUUGGCUGGGACGCGGAGGCGCUGCGCGCCUACUUCGAGUCUGGCGGCGAGACGUUGCCUGCGAACGGCAGCGGUGGCAACGGAGCCGCGGCGAAACCGGCGGCGGCGGCGGCUCCUCCGCCGCCGCGCGAGCUCGGCCCGCCCGACACCGUCGCCUCCGGCCGGCCCAUCUUCCUGGCGCUGGGCGACUCUCUGACUGAGUUCGGGCAGCACGUGUGCGACCCGACCUGGGACAAGAAGGCGCCGUUCGCGACGGACGUGCUGCAGCGGCAGGGGAUGGACAUCGCGAUCCCGGAGCACGGCCCCGGCUGGCUGACGCUGCUGCAGCGCGACUACUCGUGGCGCACCUCCGCCGAUGUGCUCAACCGCGGCUACUCCGGCUGCAACUCGCGGCUGCUGCGCGCGUCACUCAGCGAGAUCCUCGGCUCAAUCAACCGGCAGGACGUCUUUGCCAUCACGCUGAGCCUCGGCUCGAACGACCACGUCUCCGCCUCCCCGGGCGGCGUGCCGAAGGAGGAGUUCAAGGAGAACAUGGCCGCCGUCCUCAGCUCGCUGCAGGAGGCGAUGCCGAGCGCAAAGAUCAUCUUGAUCACGCCCGGCCGGAUCAACAAGGAGAAGUGGGCGAAGCACGUCUCGAGCGUGACUAACGGCCGGCUCGACGGGGCGGGGCGCGGAGAGACGCUGACGGGCGUGGUGACGCAGGGGUCGUCCGGCUCGAAUAGCGCGCUCAAGCAGUACGUCGCGCUCGCGUGCGAGGCGGGCGAGGCGGCGGGCCUCGGCACAGCGGGCGUCAACCCCGUCAAGGGCCCUCGUGGCGCGGUGCUCAACCUCAACUACAUGAUGCAGUACCAGCUGGCAAACUACCACGAGGCGGAGCACCCCGACGGGUACCACUUCUCCGCCAAGCUCAACCGCUUCGUCUACAAGUCCGUGCGCGACACGCUCGAGGGGAUGAAGCUGUCGCCCGUCCAGAUGCCGAUGCACCGCCCCGCGCCGAUCGCCGAGUUCCAGUCCACCGCCUCAAAGUACGGGCCGAGCGACGACGACGGCCGGCUCCGGAGGCGCGUCUGAGCACUCAAGCUGGAAGCCGCUCGAGGGUGCGUUGCCACGCGGACGAGCAGUGCUGUGUGCUAUUGCGAGAGCUGCGCUGGGCGACAGAACGGCUGGGCGCGGGCGUCUUGAGCGGCCAUGAGUCUUUUCAUGUUUUAGCAUGGUAGGGCCACAUUCAAUCUGCUGCAUACACAUCGAGAUCUCUGCGGGACACCAGUAGAUUUGUUGAGUGGCGAGAUCGUAGAUGCCGAUC